Messenger RNA from Carassius auratus (goldfish), 3134 nucleotides. RefSeq names its product engulfment and cell motility protein 3-like. The coding region runs from base 209 to 2356 and encodes 715 amino acids. Gene Ontology annotation, biological process: actin filament organization; cell motility. The transcript has 21 exons. The record is from RefSeq and is a predicted model, not a curated record. Lineage: Eukaryota; Metazoa; Chordata; Actinopteri; Cypriniformes; Cyprinidae.
ACAUUAUUCAACCCGGAACUGUGAAUGUGAUCAAUUAUUAGAACUCUCCGAGAACUUUGAACGCAAUGUAACAGCCCACCGUUCGAAAAGAAUCAAAUCACUGUCGCCGUCUCGCGCGAACAAAGCGCGAAUGUUUAUCCGCUCCGCGAUCUCGCAGAGUCUGAUUUUUCCCUGCUCUCCAACAGGUUGUAGACAUUAAUUUCUCAACAUGCCACAACAAAAGGAUAUAGUAAAGAUCGCCAUUCAGAUGCCGGGCGCAUACCCGCAGCUCAUUCAGCUAGACCAGAAAAAGCCCCUCACUGCUGUCAUAAAAGAAGUUUGCGACAAGUGGAAUCUUCCGGGUCCUGACAAUUAUGCUCUUCAAUAUGCAGAUGGGAUCCAGAUGUACAUCACUGAAUCUAACCGCCUAGACAUCAAAAACGGCAGCAUCCUGCGUUUAACCAAAGCGCCAGGCCGUUGUGCUGAGGAUCUGUAUAAAGGCAUUCAGAGUUCAGACUCAGGCGUGCGCUGUGACUCUCUGAAGCUGCUGGCCAGUGUCUCCACCGACAUCACAUUCGCUCAAGAGUUUAUCAGCCGUGAUGGACACUCCCUCCUCGUCAAGAUAGUAGAGGACGCUCAAGAGGCUCCUCUUAUAAUGACACACACUCUUACUGCUUUCAUGGAGCUCAUGGAUCAUGGCAUUGUGUCCUGGGAAAAUCUGUCCAGUGUCUUUAUCAAAAAGAUCGCCAACUUUGGGAAUGCAAAGGUUCUAGACACGUCUAUCCAGCAGGUGUCACUGGCUAUCCUGGAGAGCAUGGUGCUCAGCAGCAGUAGUCUGUUUAAUGAGGUCAAACAAGAAAUCACCCUGGAGAGACUCCUUUCCCAUCUGCAGGUAACAAACCAGCAGCUGCAGACUAAGGCCAUGGCUCUGCUGAUGGCGAUGCUGCUGGCUGGUGGCGAGGCAGACAGACAGGAGCUCUUUGAAUUCCUUGAGAAGAGGAAUCUACGCCAAUACAUUCACAAGAACAUCAUCCACAGCUCUAGUUCAGUUGGAGAUGAGAUGGCCCACUACCUGUAUGUGCUGCAGACGGUCCGUCUGAACCACCUGGAGGCCCGUAUGAGGACGCCUCUGGACUCCUACAACCAGGAGCAAAGGGAGAUGCUUCACGGGCUCAGGCAGGCUGCCUUUGAGACGGAAAGCGAGAGCGGUCUGAGUAAUGAACGCAGACGUUCCCUCUGCGCUAAAGAGUUUAAGAAACUCGGCUUCUCUAAUAACAGUAAUCCUGGUCAGGACCUGAGCCGGUGUCCUCCGGGUCUCCUGGCGUUGGACACUAUGGCAUAUUUUGCCUCCCGUUACCCUGAUGCUUACAGCAGGUUUGUGCUGGAGAACAGCAGCAGAGAGGACAAGCACGAGUGUCCGUUUGCCCGCAGCAGCAUUCAGCUCACCCUCAUCUUGUGCGAGAUCUUGCGCAUCGGUGAAGCCCCCUCUGAGACCGGUUCAGACUAUCAUCCCAUCUUCUUUGCUCAGGACCGGCUUCUGGAGGAGCUUUUCUGCAUCUGCAUUCAGCUCCUCAACAAGACGUGGAAGGAGAUGAGAGCCACCCAGGAGGACUUUGAUAAGGUGAUGCAGGUGGUCCGGGAGCAGAUCACCAGGACUCUGUCCAGCAAGCCCACAUCUCUAGAGCUCUUCAAGAAUAAGGUGAACGCACUGAACUACAGCGAGAUCCUCAAACUGAGACAGACGGAGAGACUCCACCAGGAAGAGACGCUUGCUCCACCUGUGCUUGAGCUGAAGGAGCGUCUGAAGCCGGAGCUUCUGGAGCUCAUCCGACAGCAGAGACUGAACCGUCUGUGUCACGGAACACUCUUCCGGAAGAUCAGCAGCCGCCGGAGGCAAGACAAGCUGUGGUAUUGUCGGCUCUCUCCUAAUCACAAAGUCCUGCACUAUGGAGAUGUGGAAGAGGACAUGGAAAUGCCCUCCAUUGAGGCGCUUCAGGAAAAGAUUCCUGUCGCAGACAUUAAGAAUGUGGUCAUGGGGAAAGACUGUCCUCACAUGAAGGAGAACAAGGGGAAACAGACGAAGGAAGUGUUGGACUUGGCUUUCAGCAUCACAUACGAUGUUGAAGAGUAUAGCUUGAAUUUCAUCGCCUCUUCCAGAACAGAUUUCUGUCUGUGGACUGACGGCCUCAGUGUGCUCCUGGGUAAAGAGAUGAGCAGCGAGAGCAUGCGCAGCGAACUAGAGAUUCUCCUCUCUAUGGAAAUCAAGCUCCGCCUCCUGGACCUGGAAAACGUCCCAAUCCCAGACACAGCACCGCCAAUCCCCAAACCACCCAGCAACUUCAACUUCUGCUACGACUUCAGCCAAGCCGAACAAUAACACGAGCCAUAAGCUUGUGGUCCACAGCGGUUACGCCAUUGCCAAGACAUGGCAGAAGUGCAGGUUUUGGAUUGGGAGACGUUUGAUAGUAUUACAGGGCUUGAAAUGAGAGCGAGAGAGAGAGAGCACUUGGUGAUAACAUGUUUAUCUGUGGUGCUGUGCUGCAGUGAAUAAGACGGUCUUGCGUUGAGUGUUUUUAUUAGUUAAAGGCCUGACGUGUUGUAUCUAACGUGCCUUUUUUGUCGAAUCUCGUAUAAUAGACCUGUCUGAAAUUCUCAGGUUUGAACGCACACUUUUCGUGGUACUUAUUUAGCUUCUACCAAAAUUGUACUAAAAGGCAUUACAUCAAGCAGCUUUCUUGGACGGGGGGGAAUCAAGUAUAUGUUAUAAACAUUUGUGCUUAAUGUUGGCAUCCUUAUUCAUUCCCAUACAGUUUAACAUAUAUUACAAUAGCUGAUGAAUAGUUUAUCAUUGGAAGAGCACUGAUGUGUCACGUUUCUGUUUAUACCAAUAUGCAUUGGCAGCAUUUUCAUUCAAGUCUGUUGCAAUUAUUAGGUGCACAUUAAAGGUCAGUGUGCUGGAUUAAAUAAGUGAUCAACAAAUGUGGUACUGAAGUGGGAUUGGAAAAUGGUUUGGAGAUAUUUAGUGUGUUGUUAGAGGAGUGGUUUGGCCAAGUGGUUUGAAUAUUAUCGGUGCGAUCUGAUACUUUCAUAUUCAUUUUUUCAGUUUACUUGAUGUAUACAACUUCACGUUUUAUUUUGGUCCGACUGUUCCAUUU